Messenger RNA from Ilex paraguariensis (yerba mate), 1113 nucleotides. Lineage: Eukaryota; Viridiplantae; Streptophyta; Magnoliopsida; Aquifoliales; Aquifoliaceae. The record is from the annotation of a GenBank genome assembly.
AUGUUGCAGAAGAGAUUAGCUAGAAGUGGUUUUGGAGCCUGUGCUAUUGUGCGCAUAUUCCACGAUUGUGGGAAAUCAGUAGACAUGCUUUCUUUUGACAUGCUGUCGAUUUGCGUUUCUCCACGCGCCGCCGCUGAUUCCUCUGGUUGUGGGGAGACUAGUGGUUUGUGGUGGUCAGGAUUGGGGAAGCUAGAAACAACUUGGGAGUGGUUAAUCCAGAUUUAUGGUCACUUUGGUGUGGAGGUAGCCUUUCCAGAGGGUUCCUUGCCUGAGGUCUUGUAUCGCAAGGGCUGGUUCUCCCAAGCUUUGUGCAAUUUUGAGGGCAUUUGCAGUAGUGAUUAUGUUUGGGGCCAAACCAUGUGCCUGAAUCUAGAAGAGGGUUGUGCUAAAUUUAUGAAUGCCCCAAAACCUCCAUUUGAUGAUGAAGUAAAAGCUUUGACCCUUCUUUUCUCUUCUUGUGAAGUAACAUUGUUGAAGUCCCCAAUGAAGAUCACUAGUCCAGAAAAUUCGUCUAUGGAUUUUCAAAAAGGUUUCCUUGCAAUACGGUUUGGAUCAGGAGUGGUAGAUGAUCUAUUUUGGUCUGGUGGUUCAUCUGGUUUUGAAAUAGUGUGGUUUAAAUCAGUGGUAUGUACUGGAACACUAGGGUUAGGGUCAUUAUCAGGGUGUGCUUGCUCUGGUAGUGUUAAGGAGAGUGCACGCAUAUUCCACGAUUGUGGGAAAUCAAUAGAUGUGCUCUCUUUUGACGUGCUGUCGAUUUGCAUUUCUCCACGCGCCGCCGCUGAUUCCUCUGGUUGUGGGGAGAUUGGUGGUUUGUGGUGGUUGAAAUUCAAUGGGAGCUGUGAGAAAUAUGAAAAUGAACUCUGUGGGUAUGGAGAUAUGGAAGGAAUGAAGACCAUCAGUGGGUAUGGAGAGAUGGAAUUAAGAUGGGUGGGAUGGCUGAUUUUAGUAACGGAGAGGAUAGCUGACUUUAGUGAGGCAAAAAUCGUUACUCAGCACCGGAGUAGAAGGCACCACUCAUGGGUUUGCCGGAGUGAGAUGCGCCACUCAGGGGAACUUACCACCAUGGGUAAGGGAACACAUUUAUCCGAGCAACAUGUGAUUUGGUUAGAAUAG